This is a messenger RNA of Mollisia scopiformis, 1599 nucleotides long. RefSeq lists its product as uncharacterized. The transcript has 2 exons. The annotation marks the transcript as partial. Gene Ontology annotation, cellular component: nucleus. The record is from RefSeq and is a predicted model, not a curated record. NCBI's taxonomy places the organism in Eukaryota, Fungi, Ascomycota, Leotiomycetes, Helotiales, Mollisiaceae.
AUGAAGCCGGUUGAUGGCAAAGUAUCAGAAGGCUCGCCCCAAAGUCCAGCACCAAAACCAACAUCGAAACCUCCGAAGGGAGAUAUUGCGGAGCAACCUGUUCAAGAACCCCCUAAACAGGCGGAAGGACAAAAGCUUUCUGUAUCCGAUUCCGGAGAGGCAGAUUAUGAUUUACGUCCAACGAGUUCCAAGCCAAGAAGCGAAUCUCUCGAGUCGUUGACUGAAUUACUCUUCUCGGAAGCAUAUCUACGCACUCUCACCAGCGACCCUCAACUUCUGGCACGAUUUAGCUCCUUCCUCUCUCACUACGAACCAUCGAUCGCACCUCUCGUUCUCCAAUACGUCGAAACGCAAAAAGUGGUCAAAGCCAUCUCAUACGCCAACGCAGUAGCAAAGACCCUUCCAGGAAACGAAAACGCGGCCGAGCUCUCGAAAUCGUUUCAAGACUCUGCUCAGCAUGCUUUCGACACCCUUCUCAACACCGCUCUUCCUGCUUGGGUGACGUAUAACCUAGUUAAGACAUCAACAUCUAUCCUAAUCGCCGAAAUCACGAAUCAAUCCACGCCUCUAACGCGCGACUUAGUCGGGGGCCUCAGCGAGGUGUUCUGCAUCACGGAUCCGAAUGUGGAGGAUAAUCCAAUUGUAUAUGCCUCGGAGGAGUUCUAUCGAUUAACGGGGUAUGGAAGGGAUAGCGUUAUUGGGUUUAAUUGUCGGUUUUUGCAGGGAGGGAAGACGAGGAGGGAAAGUGUGAGGAGGUUGAAAGAGGCGAUUGGGAGGGGAGAGGAGAUUUGUGAGACGUUGCUUAAUUAUAGGAGGGAUGGGAGGCCGUUUGUUAAUGUGUUGAUGUUGGCGCCGUUGCAUGAUGAUAGGGGGAAUGUGAAGUAUUAUUUGGGGGCGCAGGUUGAUGCUAGUCGGUUGGUGGAGGGCGGGAGAGGGGUUGAGGGGUUGGAGAGAUGUCUUGUGAGGAAAGAGAUGGAGGAGAAGAGGAAUAUCGAAGGCGAUCGCGAGCCGAAGCAGAUUGUACUGGAGAAGUUGAGGGAUUUGAGCAUGGCUUUUGAUCUUGAGGAGAGUGCUGUGGUACAGAGUCAGAGUCGACGGAAUUCAAUAUCCAAGGAUGAAGAACCAUUUACAAAAGGAAGAGCGGCAAGGAGACGACUUGAGUAUGACGGCGAAAAUUUGGCCAGUGAAGACGACGACUUUGGUGACGAAGAGAAACACACCUUACCGGAAUGGACAAUUUCUCAAAACAAGCCGACAGGCAAAUUACCAGGCAUAUACAAAAAGUACCUCCUCGUCCGACCGUACCCAUCUCUUCGAGCAAUAUUCGUCUCUCAAUCAGCGCGCAGACUAGGAAAGCUGCAGCAGAAACCAUUGCUGUCGUAUCUCGCCGCUCCAGCUUCAACGCUGGCUGGGUUGAAAGAGUGCUUCCAGUCCGGUACACCUGUCACUGGGAAAGUUGCAAUCAUGAAACAAGCAGGGAAUAAUCCAAGUACGCACGGGGAGAUUUGCUGGAUCUCUGCUACACCCAUGUUGGAUGGGAAUGAUGGAGUGGGAGUAUGGAUGGUUGUUAUCGUAGAUAAAAACAGUGCUUCCUCGAAU